Messenger RNA from Phytophthora sojae, 615 nucleotides. RefSeq lists its product as hypothetical. Lineage: Eukaryota; Oomycota; Peronosporomycetes; Peronosporales; Peronosporaceae. The record is from RefSeq and is a predicted model, not a curated record. Gene Ontology annotation, molecular function: ATP binding; ATP hydrolysis activity. The transcript has 2 exons. The coding region runs from base 1 to 615 and encodes 204 amino acids.
AUGGCAGGGCCGCCGGAGAAGUCCCUCACUGUGCCGCCCGGCCCCACCCCCAAAGCCGAAGUCGACACCGACGAUGUCGUGCCGGACAAGCUGCUGGCGCCCAAGAUGUCGACGUACCGCCUUCCUCGCUUCAACUCGCGUCGCCUCACCCCCAACAGCUCGUUCGGCGACUGCGACCGACUCCCGCGCACCGGGAGCAUGUUCCCCGAGCCUCGCCAGCUCACCACCGACGACCUCCUGAGUGCCGACGCCUUGAUGGCCGACGACGUCUUCACCAUGAACUCCACUCUGUCCACCGUCAUCGAGAACGCCCUGGGUCGUCCCAUUCCGGGCCUCGAGCUCAAGAGCGGCAGCCUCGAAGUGCCCACUCUGUGGUCCAAUCUGCAGCAAGCCCUGAGCUCAAAGAGGCUCACGGUCGAGAAGAAGAUCCUGCGUGGAGUCACAGGCGUCUUCAGGCCGGGCCGCAUCACGCUCGUGCUGGGCCAGCCUGGCUCGGGCAAGUCCUCGCUCAUGAAGGUGCUGGCCAACCGCUUCCACAUGGACAAGAACAUCUCGCUCGGCGGUGACAUUGAGUAUAACGGCAAGGAGCGGUCCUUGAGGGAGCGACUAAAUUAG